Drosophila rhopaloa is the source of this 1069-nucleotide messenger RNA. RefSeq names its product sperm flagellar protein 1. Gene Ontology annotation, biological process: regulation of cytoskeleton organization. The record is from RefSeq and is a predicted model, not a curated record. The coding region runs from base 124 to 873 and encodes 249 amino acids. The transcript has a single exon. NCBI's taxonomy places the organism in Eukaryota, Metazoa, Arthropoda, Insecta, Diptera, Drosophilidae. Gene Ontology annotation, cellular component: axoneme. Gene Ontology annotation, molecular function: microtubule binding.
UAAGCCUAUUUAUACCCAACAGUAGACACGUCGGAUAUCUCAAUGUGUGUUUAACACACAACAGUAAAACCAGAAGCAAUUCAAAAAUUGUUUUGGUCAUUCGAGCACUCCCACUUCCGAAGGAUGCAUACCGUGAGUGGCAAGAACCUGAGCAGCGAAGAGUUAGAGGAAGUCCACAAGUGGCUGCUCCAGAACAGCAUCAGCACCCACAGGUUGCGCCGCGAGUUCUCCGAUGUGUUGCCCCUCGCCGAGGUGUUGAAGCGCGACUAUCCGCGCCUGGUCGACCUGUACAAUUACCCGAAGAAGAGCAGUGUGCAGCUGAAGCUGGCCAACUGGGAGACGUUCAACUUCAAGGUGCUGUCCAAGUUCAACAUGACGCUGAGCAGGGACUUCAUGGACCAGCUGGCCAACGGGGUCAACGGGGCCGCGGAGGUGCUGCUGCACGAGGUGAUCCGGCUGGAGAAACGGCAGCGGGUGGCCGAGGAGCGCAAUGCGGCGAUGCGGCAGGAACAGGCCUGGGAGGAGAACGACGAGGUGAAGACGGUGGUGGUCAACAAGCAGGUGGGGGACGGCAUCGUCCAGGUGCCGCAGAAGAUGAUUCUCUACUCGCUCUACGAAAAAAUGGCACGGGACAGUCAGGCCAAGGACGUGAUCAUCGACGCCUACCAGCAGCGACUGGCCCACAUGGAGAGCAUAAUCAAGAUCAAGUCGGAGCGGAUCGACGAGCUCCUGAUGCAGAUGGGCAAAAUACCCCAGAAGGGAGCCACUGGCGCCGCGUCCAACUGCUGCCUCGCAUUCGAGACGAAGGACUCCGUACGCAAGCGUCCGAGUCUCACUCCCAUUUCAUCUGGCGACCCGGACUGUGCCACCUGAAUGCGGAUGUGUUUCAUUUAAAAAGUUGCGGUUUUACCGAUUUGUAGUUACAGAGAUUGUUAAAGGAACCAAAUUACCGAUUACAGAUAAAUAGACUACAGAGCAGAAGAAGUUUGUGCAGUCAGGGGCCAUUUGUUUAGCGCUGUCAAUAGUUGCAAUAUUCUUAAUGCAAACAUUAAAGUGUAUGGUUAUUUUA